This is a messenger RNA of Pieris macdunnoughi, 885 nucleotides long. The record is from the annotation of a GenBank genome assembly. Lineage: Eukaryota; Metazoa; Arthropoda; Insecta; Lepidoptera; Pieridae.
AUGGGUUCUCGACAAAUCACAGAAAAAUCCUUAGCAAUGCUAAGGUCGCUACCUAGGAUAUCUCUAGGAAAUCUUCGAGAUAAUCCAGGAUACAAAAAGAAUCCUAAACGAGGUCGUGGUCAACAUGGAGGAGAUAAACAUGGUGCUGGAAAUAAAGGAUCUGGCCAAAGAAUGAACUACAUGAGGUUGGGUUAUGAAACCGGGAAUAAUCCAUUUUAUUUGCGAAUGCCACAGGAACACUAUUAUAGAGGACAUCAUUUUCGCCGACAGUAUCCACCAUUGUCAUUACAGGAAGUCCAACUUUUAAUUGAUAAAAAUCGUUUGGAUAUUUCAAAGCCUAUUGAUAUUGCAUCCAUAGUUAAAUCAGGUUUAUAUAAUUUUUUUCCUGAUCAAAAGCAUUUUGGUGUAAAUUUAACUGAUGAAGGAGUUGACAAUUUUGCUGCAAAAAUUAAUAUUGAAGUCCAAUGGGCGAGUGAACAAGUUAUUGCUGCUAUCGAAAGAAAUGGUGGUGUUAUAACAACUGCUUACUAUGAUCCACACAGCCUCUUUCUACUAAAGGAUCCAAAGCAAUUUUUUGAAAAUGGACAGUCAAUACCUAGGAGAAUGAUUCCCCCACCAGAUGCAAUAGAGUAUUAUACAAGUGCAAAAAACAGAGGAUAUUUGGCUGACCCUCAAGCCAUAUCACAAGACAGACUGAGGUUAGCCCAAAAAUAUGGAUAUGAAUUACCAAAGUUGGAAAAUGAUCCUAGUUAUGAAAUGUUGUGUGAAAGGAAAGACCCAAGACAAAUAUUCUAUGGCUUAGAUCCAGGCUGGGUAAUCAACCUGAAAGACCAAUGCAUCCUUAAACCUAAAGAUGAAGAAUUGCUCAGAUUUUUUGCUUCAUAA